GCAAAGUGUACUGAAACAAACUGCUUCGAAGAUUCAACCAUGGAAGAAAAACCAGAGCUAUGCUAAAGCAAACCUCAACUCGGCGCCAAUGCAAAUGGUUUUCAGAGCUUUUAGCACAUGGUCCCUGGCCAUAAAGACUGCCAAGACGCCCCAAAGAGCCUUGAGUCUGUACACAAGGAUGCAACGCUUGGGCGUUCCGUUUGACAGCUUCGCCAUUCUUUUCACUCUGAAAUCUUGUACGCCGCUUCAGAACUUGCCCAUUAUACGCCACCUCCAUGCCCAUAUCGUCAAGGAGGGAUUUUCCCCCCAUGUUUACGUCGCCACAGCACUGUUGAAUGCUUAUGUUGUGCCUUGCUUCCGUGAUGCAUAUAACCUGUUUGAUGAAAUUCCUGUGAAGAAUGCUGUCACGUGGAACACUAUGAUCACAGCCUAUUCUCGGCGUGGGCAUGUUGAGAAGGCGCAUCAAGUGUUUAAUGAAAUGCCAGUGAGAGACCUUGCCUCAUGGUCGGCAAUAAUCGCAGGGUAUAUGAACAAUGGGCUGUGGAAGGAGGGCGUAACCCUCUUCCGGGAGAUGGUGAUCUCUGUUGAAGAGUUAAAGCCUGAUGAAGUCAUGUUGGGUCUGAUUCUUACAGGCUGUUCUCAUAUAGGUUCGAUAGGGCUGCUUUUGGGGAAAUCGGUGCACGGGUUUGCUAUAAAAAAUGAGUGGGAAUUGAAUGCCAAUCUUGGAACAUGUUUGGUUGACAUGUAUUUGAAAUGCGGGUUCUUAAAGAAUGCUUGUGUGGUUUUUGAUAUGAUGAGAGAUCGAAACGUGGUGGCUUGGACUGCUUUAAUAUGUGGCGCUGUGCAACAUGGUAAUGGGAACGAAGCAUUGGCGAUAUUCGAGAAGAUGAAAGAAGCAGGCGUGAGGCCUAAUGAAUUAACAUUCACUGGUGUUCUUGGCGCUUGUGCUCAAUCGGGACUAGUGGAGCAGGGCCGUGGAUAUUUUAGAAUGAUUGAAGAGUACGGUUUGAGGCCUAGAAUCCAACACUAUGGAUGUAUGGUCGAUUUGUUUGGUAAGGCAGGGCUGUUAGGGGAAGCUUACGAGGUGAUUAACUCAAUGGCAUUCGAACCUAAUGUGAUAAUCUGGGGUUCAUUCCUGUCGUCCUGUAAGUUGCACAAACAGUUCGAGAUGGCAGAGAAAGUGAUUGACAGGGUUAUGAAGAUGGUGAGGCCAGAGAACGACGGAGGGGUGUACUCUCUUAUUGCUGAUUUAUACGUUUUGAGCGACAAAUGGGGAGAGUCGGAACGAGUGAGGGAGUUGAUGCUCAAUCACAAUGUGAGAAAAGCGAGAGGAUCUAGUUUCAUCAAAAGUGGAGCGGCAUGAGGCCAUCGCCCCUCACUGUGUACGGUGCAGUGAAGAUACGAAGAAAUCGAAGUCUUACCAAUGGACUUCACUGUUUGGGAAAACUACAUUCAAUGGUGAUUGUAGUAGUGUCUGUUUGUCACUUCCAGAACCAAAAGGCUUGAUGAUGCUGAUGAAGUGGCAAGUGACCAAAGUGGUAUGUGUUAACAGUUUUUUCACCUGUUUCUGGGUAACCUUGGAUCCAAUUCAAUAGGUAUCUUCAACUUGUGACAUUUUUUGUGGGAUCAAAACUAUAUAUGUAAGGAAUUUUCCUGCCAAAAUAUUCUGUUUCUAAGGUCUUCAUAAACAAGUUUUUGUAUGAAUGUUUUUAAUACAUAUUUCUUUCACCAUA
Molecule: messenger RNA, 1733 nt
Organism: Ipomoea triloba (trilobed morning glory)
Lineage: Eukaryota; Viridiplantae; Streptophyta; Magnoliopsida; Solanales; Convolvulaceae
Product: pentatricopeptide repeat-containing protein At5g66520-like
Exons: 1
Coding region: 89-1363 (424 amino acids)
Biological process (GO): RNA modification
Molecular function (GO): RNA binding; protein binding
Source: RefSeq, a predicted model, not a curated record